Molecule: messenger RNA, 2713 nt
Organism: Cephus cinctus (wheat stem sawfly)
Lineage: Eukaryota; Metazoa; Arthropoda; Insecta; Hymenoptera; Cephidae
Gene: Hey
Product: hairy/enhancer-of-split related with YRPW motif protein
Exons: 3
Coding region: 635-1894 (419 amino acids)
Biological process (GO): regulation of neurogenesis; anterior/posterior pattern specification; regulation of transcription by RNA polymerase II
Cellular component (GO): nucleus
Molecular function (GO): protein dimerization activity; RNA polymerase II cis-regulatory region sequence-specific DNA binding; DNA-binding transcription factor activity, RNA polymerase II-specific
Source: RefSeq, a predicted model, not a curated record
CAUCCCCACCAAAGGCCCUUUAACCCCCACCACGAAGGGUAGGUCGUGUGUCGUGCUCGUCCUCCCGCACACGACAUACGUUGGCCGCCACGCGACCGGUGCACACGCAUCCUGCCUCGUCCAGACAUCGCCAACUGAUCUGGCAGCCGCGCGUACGCUCACCCGGGUUUACUUUAUUCGCUGAGAAAGGAAGAGGAAGUCUGUCGUCGCGUGUCUACUUGCGGAUAAUAACCAGACAAGUGUGUCAGACUUGUGCGCGGUCGGCGUUGCUCUUUUUCAAGUUCAUUACAUUCAAUUGUUACGACUGCUACUUAACCUCGAAACUACUUAAGACCGAAUAAAAGAUUUUCUUCGGUUUUUAAGAACAUCGUAUCAAUCUAUUCGACUCGUGGGAGGUUACGUGAAGACAGACUUGUGAACUAACCUGCUUGAGGACUCGCAUAUACCAAGUGUCGUAAAAUUUAAUACUUCAAAACGAAAUGACAGUUUUCUCAUUUUCCGUUACAAUGAAUUUCAAACUGUGUGGCAGAUAACGUUUUUCGAAUGAAGCGUCUUUAUCGAUAGUGCAAAUCACAUAUCAGUCACAUACUGAUUUCUUCGACUUGGUUAUAAUUAAUAAAAUCUUUAAUUAACAAUGUGGAGAGUAGUAGUAGCUCGCUCGGAUGAUAACAGUACUUUACUGUCGUCUGAAAUCACUAGUGGUUCGGUCGCUCAAGGACAUCUUCCAACGCUCUCUGGACCACCUGCACCUCAUCACUGGGGUUAUCCACCACCGCCGCAUCCGCCUUAUCAGCCGCAGCCUCAUCCUGACAUGCGUCAUCAUCACGAUAUGCGAGCAGAUCUAAGACUUUCGUCUUCCGGUGAAUUGAGACCUGAACUUAGGCACGACAUGCAACGACCUGAACUACGUCACGAGAUGCAGAGGCCAGAAGUCAGACAUGAAAUGCAUAGGCCGGAACUAAGACACGAUAUGCAUAGACCUGAACUUAGGCACGAGAUGCACCGACCUGAAGUACGUCACGAAAUGCAACGGACUGACAUCAGACACGAGAUGACUGGCAUGAGGACGGAUCUAACGGAAUUACGACCGAGUCAUGAAUUACCUGAACUCAAAAUAGAUGUCACGGAACUGAGAACGCAAGAGAGUCAGCAGCAGACACAACAACAGGUACAACAACAAGCACAGCAACAGCAGAAUCAGUCGCAGAAUCAGGCUAGUCAGCAAAGAAACAUGAAAAGGACUAUGAGCGAUUCUGAUUGUGAUGAUGUCUUCUCCGAAGAGAGUGGAAAGGAGCCGUGCAAUUCUCCAGGGGGUGAUUCCUGUCAACAUGCUUCCCGCAAACGACGAAGGGGGAUGAUCGAGAAGAAACGUCGCGACAGAAUAAACGCAUCCCUUGGCGAACUUCGUAGAUUGGUUCCAGCAGCGGCGAGGGAUCCUCAUAGCGGAAAAUUGGAAAAGGCGGAAAUCCUUCAGCUCACCGUCGAGCAUCUUCGAACCUUGAGGAAUAAGGGUCCUGAAGGAUAUGACAUCGACUACCGUGCCGUCGGUUGGGGCGAAUGCGCAGCCGAAGUGGGACGUUAUCUAGUGACAAUGGAAGGCUUGGAUGAAAGAGAUCCUUUGAGACUUCGUUUACUUUCCCACCUUCAAAGUUUCCAUAGAGAACAUCAACCUCCAGGGCCCGUUGUACCUACAGCGACGUCCUUGACCUCCACGUCAACAGCUACCAGCUAUGAUCCACCUAGUUCAGCUGCUACGGGGAUGCCAUCCGCUGCAGGAAGUAUGCCGCCACUUCUAGGUGGUGGUCCACUUGGCUGGGGACAGUAUCCUGGACAAUAUCCUCAGCAGCAACAUGGAAAGCCAUACAGACCCUGGGGUGCUGAACUAGCAUACUAGGUAUUAGAACAGAAGGCGCUGGACUAGGAGCGUAGCCAAAGAAAUAAUAAAAACCGACGUCAUCUCUCUACAUGGUAUGCUAGUACAGGAGCUGUCAAGUAAAUGUCCUGUGAACGUCUCGCCGGAAACGGAAGUCAUGACAAAAAAAGGUGCCGUAAUACGGACCGAACGAACUGACCGGGUACGAGUGGCUGGUACAAAAAAUAUUGGCCGAACACCUCCUGUGUCCCUGAUGUGGUUUCCUGGGAUUCCGUUUGUCAAGUGACCGUUAAACUGAAAAGCACAUGUGUAGAUUAAGAUCUUUUUAAUUUUUUUUUUAGUUAAUCGCGUAUUUAUUUUACCUGUAAAUAUAUUUAUACGACGCAUUGCGUACGACGCGAGAGUAAGUUUUUGCCAGAAGCGUUUUGCGUCGUUAACGUCUCAGGAAUCGAUAGACGACUUUUAAUCACUGAAGGAACUAGAUGAAAAUAUUAUAUGAGUGAUAAUACGAUAGUCAUACCAGUACCUUAUGGAAAAUAAAAAAAAAUAUUUAUUUAAGCUUCACUAAUUUUAAGAUGGAUCAUGGUGCUCUUGGUAGCAUCUUCAGAUACUGUACAGUGUAUAAUUGUAUAUAGCCAUAUUUAGUGCUCAAAAACGUUCGAAUUCUCUGGGAGGAGUUUAUCACGAAUUUUUCGAGACUGAAAUAAAUGAUAAUGUAAAAUUGAGGAUCGCUAUAUAACUCCAGGAUAUGCCAUUACAUAUCGACGUAUACGUGUGAGAAAGCGCUUUAAUAUUUUUGCAAUACGAACUUUGUAAUAAACCAACAUGGGGUUUAAAGUA